Belonocnema kinseyi is the source of this 1963-nucleotide messenger RNA. RefSeq names its product ras-related protein Rab-10 (gene Rab10). Gene Ontology annotation, molecular function: GTP binding; GTPase activity. Lineage: Eukaryota; Metazoa; Arthropoda; Insecta; Hymenoptera; Cynipidae. Gene Ontology annotation, cellular component: recycling endosome; Golgi apparatus; insulin-responsive compartment. The coding region runs from base 1 to 603 and encodes 200 amino acids. The transcript has 5 exons. Gene Ontology annotation, biological process: cellular response to insulin stimulus. The record is from RefSeq and is a predicted model, not a curated record.
AUGGCGAAAAAAACGUACGAUUUGUUAUUUAAGUUAUUGCUUAUUGGCGAUUCCGGUGUCGGCAAAACCUGUAUACUGUUUAGGUUUUCGGAUGACGCUUUUUCCACUACGUUUAUUUCCACGAUAGGUAUUGAUUUCAAAAUAAAAACAGUGGAGUUAAGGGGAAAGAAAAUCAAAUUGCAGAUAUGGGAUACUGCUGGACAAGAGAGAUUCCACACCAUCACGACUUCGUACUAUAGAGGUGCUAUGGGCAUUAUGCUAGUUUAUGAUAUCACGAAUGAGAAAACUUUUGAGAAUAUCGUCAAAUGGUUGAGAAACAUAGACGAGCAUGCCAAUGAGGAUGUGGAGAAGAUGAUUUUGGGAAACAAAUGUGAUAUGGACGAGAAACGGGUUGUGAGCACAGAAAGAGGAGAGGCAAUAGCGAGAGAGCACGGAAUUAGGUUUAUGGAAACUUCUGCAAAGGCCAACAUCAAUAUCGAUCGUGCUUUUAGCGAAUUGGCUGAGGCAAUCCUCGAGAAAACUCACGGCAAAGAACCUCAAGAUGCUCCAGAUCGAGUGACAGUCCAUCGAAGAGAAGAAAAAAGUUCCAAUCGGUGCUGCUAAUUUUAUAUUCUUACAAUGACGCGCAAUAAGCGAUUCUCGCCCGUGUCCAUGGGGUUGUAUUCGUAGAUUGCGUUAUAUUAAUCGUGUUACCUCGUACCGCUUUUUGUAUAUCAGUGACGACUAUAUAUAUAUAUAUAUAUAUGGAGCACUGCCUGGGAGAGAGAAACUAACUACGUUUCACAGAACGCAGUUAGAUUUCCUUGAAUUUUUUACACGAGUAUUUCGCGCUAUUCGAAUCGUGAAUGCACAUGAAGACUGUAUUCGUUAUCUCGAAAAACCUUUCGACUCGAAGUUUUCAGACCACAUCACACGCGACAAUUUACCGUCCUCGUGUUAUUUAGAAUCAAUUGUUAGCGUUUCAUACAGUUUUGUUUUUGCUAAUAAUGGUUGGCUUGAUUGACACGCGUGUAAAGGCACCUGAUUCGUCUCAAUUGUCGAGUAUUUUGAAAAUUCCGGAAGUAUCGGUUAUUCUACCGAGCUCUACGAGAAAGCCAUACGUUUUACUUAAAUACGUAAUUUAAUCAUUAUUUAUUUAAAGACUUGGAUAAUACUAUUAGCUCGCGUUAAUCUAAAUCACGAGCAUUCAAGACUCUCAUUAUAGAUAAUGUUGAAACCACCACGGACAGUUUUCGUACGCCUUUUAUAUUUUAUGUGGUAUUAGGAAAUCGAAAAAAGACAGAGGAAAUUUGGGAAAUUUUGUGUGUAAUAUUUAACGUUAGAUUUCUAUUGAGAGUCGAAUUAUCAAAAUAGAAAUAAGUGCCGUUCUUUUAUUUUUUUAUAUUGCGCGACAGGAGUUACGAUAGAAAUGGUACAUCACUCAGCUAAAGAAUAGGAAAGUGUAUAAUUAUUACUAUGUAAAAAUCGAAGAUAACCGAUUUGUACAACUUGUAAUGUUUCUUUCUUUUUGCGGAAGUUGUUUUAUUAGUUAGAAUUGCAUACUUCGAACCUGUUAUCAGUGUGUUUAAAUCAUUUAAAAAAAUUAGGCUUUGAUAUAUGAAUAUUAUAUUUACUUCGUACUUUACGUUAUCAUUUUCAAUUGAAUUGAACAUGCAAUAAAAAGGUUCAUGGAGAACAAGAUUUAUUCAAUCGCCUUCUUUGUAUGGUAAAUUUUUUGGGCACCAUUUUUCAGUUCAGUUUGUUUCGAGAAACGCCGUAACUGCAUUUACUGUAAGUUGCAAAAUGCACAAUUAUUAUUGAAAGUCUGUAUUUUUUAUAAUUAAUAACGGUAUUGAAGUGAAAAAAAGUUCUAUUAUUAAAAAAUGUAAUAGGUAAAUAAAUGUUUUUAAAUCUUUUCAGUUGCUUCAGGUGGAAACAAUUAGUUGGAAAUGUUCAAAAGGAAUUAAUAAAAUUGUAUUAAUGA